UUAUACUUUGAUCAAAAAAUUUGUAUAAAACGUAAUGCAGUUUUCUAUAAAGGGUGGUAAAUCUUGUGAAAAUGAAACCAAUCUAUUUAAUUUUGAUUCCUUAUUGACAUUUAAUAUUAGUUUACAUAAUAAACUUCGUACCUGUACGGUUUUAUGCAUGAGAAUUGUAUGA
This is a messenger RNA of Chironomus riparius, 172 nucleotides long. The record is from the annotation of a GenBank genome assembly. Lineage: Eukaryota; Metazoa; Arthropoda; Insecta; Diptera; Chironomidae.